Messenger RNA from Penicillium brasilianum, 2730 nucleotides. The record is from the annotation of a GenBank genome assembly. Lineage: Eukaryota; Fungi; Ascomycota; Eurotiomycetes; Eurotiales; Aspergillaceae.
UUGCCCUUGUCGACAUUAAAGAAGCUAAAAUUGUUAAAUAGUACAAUCUGGAAUGUCAGAAAAAGCUUGAAUCGGCAGUAUAUUAAGCUCUGGUCUCCCAGGGCGUUUCUCAAACAACGAGCCCAAUACUACAUGAUCUGAGCCUCGUCCAAUUAUCGAAAUUCGAUCGUCGCUCCUUUUCAUUCUUUCAUUCACUUUUUCAGCCGCCUUGGUCUCUCUGACGCAACAAUGCAGUGGUUUAAAUCGCUGCUCUGGCUAUGUGCUGCUUCCUCGGUAGUCGCUCAGUCUACUGAGGGCAUCUUCAGUCUUGUACAACGUCGACUGCCGAAGCAUGCCGACAGCUUCCAGUUUACUUUGGUGAAUGCCACUCAAGCUACCAACACCUCCGACGAGUACGUCGUGAGCACCACUGCCAAUGGCAAGGUUCUUGUACAGGGAAGCUCGUUGAGUGCAUUGUCCUCGGGUCUCCACCGCUAUCUUACAGAUGUCGCCAAAGUUGACAUCUAUUGGUAUAUUGGUAGUCAGCUGGACCUUGCACCUGCCCAACUACCACGGCUUGCGCGCCCCAUCACCGGUUCCAGCACGGUGCCGUGGCGGUACCACUUUAACACUGUGACCUUCUCCUAUACCAGUGCUUUCUGGUCCUGGGAAGACUGGGAGUUACAGCUAGACUGGCUCGCCCUCCGCGGCGUGAACCUUGCCCUCGCCUGGGUGGGUGCGGAGAAGAUCAUGGUCGAAGUGUUCCGUGAGAUUGGCCUCACAGACGCUGAGAUCGCAACUUUCUUGAGUGGCCCGGCCUUUCAGGCCUGGAACAGAUUCGGCAACAUGCAGGGGUCCUGGGGCGGAGACUUGCCAAUGCAAUGGAUUGACGACCAGUUUGUCAUGCAGAAGCAGAUCGUGCAACGCAUGGUGGAGCUGGGUAUAACCCCGGUGCUUCCCGCCUUCACCGGCUUCGUCCCUGACAAUAUUACCCGCGUUAUGCCUAAUGCCAGCGUGGUUCGAGGCUCUGAAUGGGCUGGGUUUGCUGAACAGUACACGAACGACUCAUUUCUUGAACCAUUCGACAACCACUAUACGCAGCUUCAGAGCAGCUUUAUCCACAAGCAAAAAGCUGCGUAUGGAAACGUGACCCACAUCUAUACUUUGGAUCAAUAUAACGAGAACAACCCUUACUCAGGCAACCUUACUUACCUGAGUAGCAUCACACGGAAUACCUGGCUUAGUAUGAAGGAAGCCGAUCCCCAGGCGACCUGGAUGAUGCAGGGCUGGCUCUUCUACUCUAGCUCCGGGUUCUGGACUAACGAGCGCGUCGAGGCCUAUCUUUCCGGUGUUGAGAACAACGAGGAUAUGCUGAUUAUUGACCUUUACUCGGAGUCAACCCCGGAAUGGCAACGCACAAAUUCGUACUAUGGCAAGCCGUGGAUUUGGUGCCAGCUACACAACUUUGGAGGCAAUAUGGGCUUGUAUGGGCAGAUUAUGAAUAUCACCCAGGACGCGACCAACGCGCGUCUCCAGUCCAAGUCGAUGGUCGGUUACGGUCUGAGUAUGGAAGGCCAGGAGGGCAACGAGGUUGUCUACGACCUGAUGCUAGACCAGGCCUGGUCAUCUACCCCGAUCGACACAGAUGUGUACUUCCAUGAUUGGGUGACUAGCCGCUACACACCCGCAAAGUCGAUCCCCAGCGAGCUCUACGAAGCAUGGGACAUCAUGCGCACAACAGUGUAUAACAACACCAACCUGACAUCUGCGAUUGCCGUGACUAAGUCCAUCUUCGAGCUCCAACCCAACAUCAAGGGUCUCCUUGGUAGAACAGGCCACCACCCCACAACUCUGAACUACAACCCAUCCACUCUGGUUAAAGCAUGGCAACUGAUGUAUCAAGCUGCCAAUGCCGAAAAUUCCCUCUGGGGAAACCCAUCAUUCGAAUACGAUAUGGUCGACGUAACGCGCCAAGUCCUAGCUAACGCUUUCAUCCCCCUGUACUCGAACCUCGUUUCAAUCUACAACAGCGGUAACUCAUCUUCAGACGCCAUUACAGAUGAAGGCACCAAGCUCAUCAAUCUCCUGAACGACUUGGACAAAGUCCUCUUCACCAACGUUCACUUCUGCCUCUCAACCUGGAUUGACGCUGCUCGGUCCUGGUCCGGAGGUAAUGCAAGCUACUCCUCUUAUCUUGAGUACAAUGCCCGCAACCAAAUCACACUCUGGGGCCCACGGGGUGAAAUCAGCGACUAUGCCUCUAAGUCGUGGGCAGGUUUAGUCUCCACUUACUACGUUCCCCGCUGGGAGAUGUUCGUUGAGUACUUGAAGUCGACACCGCCUGCUUCGUACAAUCAAACCGAAUUCAAUGCCCAAUUGUUGGAUUUCGGUAUCAAGUGGAACGAACACACAUCGGAUACGACUAAGUCUUCGGGUGGUGCGAGGGACCUGAGGAAGGUUUUGGCCCACGUGCGGGAUCAGUGGCCUACUGUCUUUGGAGCUUGAUUAUGAGUUGUUUUUGUGGCAUCUAAACUUUUUUCGUAUCCUGGAAUAUGGCAUGGAUUACUCCCUGACAGUCGCCGCAAACAAUUGAAGGGGUGCUCAUGGUUCAAUUACUCGGUAUGUUCUCGGAUUUACUUUUCGAUUAGCUUGAGAACCGCAGACCCUUUCCCGAAGAGUUCAGUUGCAUUAAAUCAUAAAUAUCACAUUGAUUUGGAAGUUCACCUAGCGAAAUGUAUUAGUUAAAUCUUU